Gorilla gorilla gorilla (western lowland gorilla) is the source of this 939-nucleotide messenger RNA. RefSeq names its product olfactory receptor 6C74. Gene Ontology annotation, biological process: G protein-coupled receptor signaling pathway. Gene Ontology annotation, cellular component: membrane. Gene Ontology annotation, molecular function: olfactory receptor activity; G protein-coupled receptor activity. Lineage: Eukaryota; Metazoa; Chordata; Mammalia; Primates; Hominidae. The record is from RefSeq and is a predicted model, not a curated record.
AUGAGAAACCAUACAACAGUAGCAAACUUUAUUCUUCUUGGACUGACAGAUGAUCCACAAUUACAGGUGAUUAUUUUUCUUCUCGUUUUUUUCACCUACAUGUUGAGCAUCACUGGGAAUCUAACCAUCAUCACUCUCACCCUACUGGAUUUGCAUCUCAAGACACCCAUGUAUUUCUUCCUCUGAAAUUUCUCAUUUUUAGAAGUCUCAUUCACAACUGUCUGCAUUCCCAAAUUUCUUGUUAGUAUGGCAACAGGUGAUAAGACCAUUUCUUACAAUGAUUGUGCAGCACAGCUGUUUUUCACUAUUCUCUUGGGGGCAACUGAAUUUUUUCUUCUGGCUGCCAUGUCCUAUGACCGCUAUGUGGCCAUCUGCAAACCCGUGCAUUACACCACCAUCGUGAGCAGCAGAGUUUGCAGCUUGCUGGUCUUUGCUUCAUGGAUGGCUGGCUUCCUAAUAAUUUUUCCGCCACUCCUGAUGGGUCUCCAGCUUGAUUUCUGUGCAGCCAACACUGUAGAUCAUUUUUUCUGUGAUGUUUCUCCUAUACUGCAGCUCUCUUGCACAGACACUGACAUAAUAGAAUUAAUGAUGCUUCUCUCAGCCAUUUUGACGCUCCUGGUUACACUGGUAUUAGUGAUUCUCUCCUACACAAAUAUUAUCAGGACUAUUCUGAAAAUACCUUCUUCUCAACAGAGAAAAAAAGCAUUUUCUACAUGUUCUUCCCACAUGGUGGUCGUGUCCAUUUCUUAUGGCAGCUGCAUCUUCAUGUAUGUGAAACCCUCAGCAAAAGAAAGAGUGUCAUUAAAUAAAGGGAUAGCUCUGCUCAGCACUUCUGUUGCCCCCAUGUUGAAUCCCUUUAUUUAUACACUGAGAAACAAACAAGUAAAAGAUGUUUUUAAGCACAUAGUCAAAAAGAUUGAACUUUUCUCAAUGAAAUGA